AUGGUCAUCCUCAAGCCUCAAUCCGAGUUUGGAUACGCGCCGCCGCCGCAAACUCCUUAUAGCCUCAUCACCAACUUCUCAGGAUGGCAAGUUGCACGCGCUAUUCGUGAUGGCGACCAUACCCCUCUGAAGCGGGUAGUCCACUUCUAUCCUCGGUUCAUGCCUAUGCAUCAUUCUGCUCAGCUUGGUCAAGAGGUUGCAAAACAUCUUGGUCAUGGUGAUAAAACUGCGCUGGUGUUUCUGAACCCUGCGAUUUGGCCUUUCACUCUCCAUCAUGUCACCCACGAGAACCGCGGGGAGCAACGAAUGAGCCUUCAGGAUGUGAUCCUCAAGUGUGUUGACAUAGCAGGUCAUCGAGUAUACGCCGUCCUCGCUGAUCCUAAAGCAAUGUCUGUCAUGAUGCUCGUGUGGCGGAACCCAGGUAUCGGAAUCUCCAUACGCGGAGCUGAAGAUCUUCUCAAAAGCAUGGACUCUAUCAAAGAAAUCCCCUUUGAUCUUAAAAGCGAGGCUAUCCCUACGCCAACUUGGACUCCUGAGAGCGAAGCCCAUAAUGCUCUUCGGGAGAGAAUCGUGGAACUUCUACAUCGUGCCCCAAUAGAUGCAGACAAGGUCAAGUGUACGACCAACGACGUAUUCCUAUAUCCGACGGGGAUGGCUUCUAUUUUCCAUUCGACUAACCUCUUGGUUAAACAUCGCCCUGGCGUUGCAGUUGUGCUAGGUAUUAUCUUCCACAACACAUAUCAUCAUCUCAUCGAGGAGUGCCCCCAGGGAAUGAAGCAUUUUGGAAAGGUUGACGAACAAGGUCUCGCGCUCUUCGAAAACUGGCUCAAGGAUGAGAGACAGGAGGGAAGGGCUGUGAGUUAUGUCUUUGUUGAAGUCCCAGGAAACCCGACAUUAGAGACUCCUGAUACACAUCGCCUGAAGAAACUUUCUGAAGAAUACGGCUUCUUCCUCAUCGUGGACGACACAGUCAGUGGCUUUGCCAACAUAGAUGUCCUCGCUCAAUCUGACCUUUUGCUCUCCUCUCUCACAAAGUCCUUUAGCGGCUAUGCCAAUGUCAUGGGCGGCUCCAUUGUCCUCAACCCUCUAUCCGCCCAUUAUCAGACUCUCCAGCCUCUUUUCAAGGAGUCCCAUCACAACGAGCUUUUUACUUCAGAUGCAGAGGUUCUGCUUUCCAACUCCAAAGACUUCCUCGAACGCACAAAACUUCUCAACCGAAACGCUCUCGCCAUGGCAAACUUUCUCCACGAGGCCAUCUCCCUUCCCGACUCUCCUAUCACCAACGUGCAAUAUCCCAGUCUUCGCUCAACAAAGAGGAACUACGAUUCCCUUAUGCGUCAGGGAACAUCCGAGUUCCCAGAGCCUGGAUAUGGGUGUCUCCUAACAGUUGAGUUCUCCAAUGUCGAAACCGCCACGGCUUUCUACAACCGGGCGGGUUUCUAUCCGAGUCCUCAUCUCGGCGGCUAUGUCACCAUCAUGUUUGCGUACAACAUGGUGGUAUUUGGAAAGAAGGCUGAAGAGAAAGAGUACAUGCAUAAGCUAGGUGUAAAGGAGGCGAGUGUGCGCAUCUCAGCUGGUUUGGAGGAUGAAGAGGACCUGAUCGAUACACUAAGAGAUGCUCUUCGAGCUGCUAUCAAGGCUAAGGAGGGGGUUGCAAAUGGAGAUUAA
This is a messenger RNA of Fusarium sp. VM40, 1668 nucleotides long. NCBI's taxonomy places the organism in Eukaryota, Fungi, Ascomycota, Sordariomycetes, Hypocreales, Nectriaceae. The record is from the annotation of a GenBank genome assembly.